This is a messenger RNA of Caenorhabditis remanei, 969 nucleotides long. RefSeq lists its product as uncharacterized. The coding region runs from base 1 to 969 and encodes 322 amino acids. The record is from RefSeq and is a predicted model, not a curated record. Lineage: Eukaryota; Metazoa; Nematoda; Chromadorea; Rhabditida; Rhabditidae. The transcript has 2 exons. Gene Ontology annotation, molecular function: protein binding.
AUGGAGCCUACUUUUCCCCUGCUUCGACUACCCGAAAACGUCAUCUUAGAAGUUAUCAAGAAUAUGGCUAUAGAUCCAUUGUUCGAAUUCUCCCUAAUCUCAAGGAAAACUAAGAAUAUCGCGGCAUCAUUAGGAAUAAAAGCUCAAGCAUUUAUUACCAUUUGUCAUUUUAUUGACGUAUCUGUAUACUAUGGACCCAGUAAUAGGCUUUUCACGUUCUAUAACGAUCCGGUUGAUGCAUUGAUUCAUUUGGACUCAAAUCAACCUAUUUCUGCUUAUUCUCUCAAUGAAAACAAAACAGUUCGAUCAUCGACUCCAUUCAGUUUCAACAACUGGUUAGAUCACAUUAUGACUGUCUUCUGUUAUAAUAAACCAUCAAAUGUGGUUUUCGGGCUCGGAAAUGAGCGAUUUGAGAUGGAAUCGGUGAAAAAUGCAAUAACAAGUGCCAAUUAUCUUUCUGUAAAUGGGGACAAUGUUGAAUUUCGGAACAGGGAAAUUUUGGAGCAUUUCAAAAAUGCCAACGAAUUAAAUCUAAGAAGGAAUCCAUUUGAAGAAGCUUGUGAAGUUCAAAAAAUCUUUAUUCGAAACUUCGAAAGUAUCACAUUUCAUGAUGAUGUCUCACUUGAUGACAUGUUAUUGGCCAACAGUAAGAGAGUCGAACUCUACCGUUCAAUAUCUCAAAAACAAUUCAAUCAAUUUCUCAAGCAUUGGAUUCGUGGAUCUAAUCCAAGAUUAGAACGUAUGUCUCUACAAAUCGAUAAAAAUGAUUCCUUGAACGGAGAACUGUAUUUGAAAGGAAUCAACUGCAUGGAAACGAGUGAAAAUGCCAAAAGAGAAAUCCGUCGGGAGCACCACCUGCCAAGUCAUGCUGAUAUUAUUCAAAUCAGACGGAAGGAUGGUACAACUGCAGUGAUUGGGACCAACGAUUCGGGAGAUAUUCUCAAUGUCCGUUUCAUGGUGCUCCACUAA